Molecule: messenger RNA, 1821 nt
Organism: Haliotis rufescens (red abalone)
Lineage: Eukaryota; Metazoa; Mollusca; Gastropoda; Lepetellida; Haliotidae
Exons: 2
Coding region: 113-1219 (368 amino acids)
Biological process (GO): G protein-coupled receptor signaling pathway
Cellular component (GO): membrane
Molecular function (GO): G protein-coupled receptor activity
Source: RefSeq, a predicted model, not a curated record
CGAUUGCGAAAUCCAGGCGGAUAUGUAAAUAACGGUGAACGAACUGAUCUGCGAUCAUAUAUUUGCUUGGAUAUUUGCACGGUAGACACUGAACUAUACUCGUUCUUUCAAGAUGUCUUUUUCCGGUUCGGGGGACAACGACCUGAACGUGACCUCCACAGUCCUUGAAGCACGCCCAUAUGGAUCGACCGGUGGACAGAUCUUCUUCUCCUUCAUCUACAUGCUGUGGAUCGUUCUCGCCAAUGGCUUCAUCCUCUUCCUCAUCGUCAAGGAUAAGACUCUUCGCCAACAGCCUCACAAUGUCUACACGGUGCUUCUCUGCCUCGCUGAUCUUACAGUUGGGCUGUAUUAUCUCCCCCUGAAUAUGGACUUCCUGUCUAGAGGGCGCUGGGGACAUGAUUGUUCAUCAUUAGGCGUCUUUGCAUUCUACCCAAUAUUCAACACCUGUUUUUGUGCGUUCACAGUGUUUAUGCUCAUGUUCGCCCGUCUGAUGAGUUUAUGCUGCUGUUGGAGACAAACACCAAUGUCAUUGAAGAAACGGUUUAUUUUCCACGGACUUUCUGUACUGAUCGUGUUAGUCUAUAUUUUCAUGAUUCCUGUCUUGUUUACCGUUCAGCCAGGUACCUAUAGAAACAAUGACCGUGGCGAGUCAAUACCAGACUUUUUAGGAAACGCGCCAGCAAAUGGCAAUAUAAUAUUUACGUGUCAAGUAUUGAGAGGGUUUGAUUUUAUCACUCGCUUUUUGGUAGUUCUAUCAGGAUUCUGGGCUCCAAUGUUUUUCCCCAUCGUGUUUCUUGCUAUUAUCCUGAUCAUGAUCACAAGGGCCGGAGCACCCGAACAGUCAAACCAGGACAAGUCCAAGGUCCCCGUGAAGGUUCUCAUCGUGGUCUUCUUGGUGUCGUUCCUCAUCCCGAGUGGGUACAUCUCAUACCUCUCUUGUGUCCUACCAGCGCCCUGUGUGUUUCUGCCAACGCAGGGACCUGACUUCACCUGUGACGGAGCAAUAGGAGGACUGUCCGUCUUCCUUCAGUGGCUGCUGAUCACCAAAUGCGGAAUUCUCCCCUUUGUUUGGUUGCUUGGUGAAGAUUACCGAAACGCAGCAAAACCAAUGAUUCGGAGCUUAGAACCUGUUCUGAAGAUUUGUAGGAAGAGGUGGAAUGCCGAACAAGAGCUGAGGAACACGGACCCUGGCAGCAAUGAAUUUGACGAUAUUGAAUAAAUGACUUUGGCAAAAUACUUUCCCUGCAGGCAAAAAGCGAGUCAAGUCAAUAAGUCAUUCAAUAUGUUCCUCUGUUACUGAUCGGAGGGGGGGGAUCACUUCGGGCUUUCCUCCCACAUUAAGCUGACCCGCCGUGAUAUAACCGGAAUAAUGUUAAGACCGGCGUUAAACCCAUAUCACUCCCUCCCUCUAGUCUGAUCCGGUCCAUUUAGUAUGAGAGGGUCCGUGUUGCUGUAAACGUACACACUCCAAUUACAUACCAUGGUUAUUCCAUGGUAAUGGGUUUGAUACGGGUAUCUCGCUUUGUGACGUCAACUUUGACAGACCGGGGCAUAUACCAUAUCCGGAAAUGACAUCAUCAGAGAAAUAGUCAAUGCUAUUAAAAUAGGGCUGUGUGGUAUAUAAAUAUAAUUUCCUGUAAAAUACUGUAUAUCGAGCUGCUGUGGUGUACCGUAUGGGGGACAGAUUGUUGUGGGACCGCCAUUUUGUUUGAAGCAAAUGUUAGCGAUAUGAGAGGUGGAAACUGAUUGGCGUUGACAGAUAUUUUCCAAAUCUUUUCAUUUUUUAAUCAAAAUGAUCUGAUGCACUUCGCGGGAUAAGAC